AGCCGUUUUGGCUAAGCCGCUCGAGAAGCCGGCGACGGCGACAUGCCGUACCCCACGCCAGGGUUUGUCGUCAAGCAGACAUUUCUCGAGCUCGAAGACGACGAGGUUGCCGAGAAUGAGGACCCCGCGCCGCUCCCGCGCAUGGGCCGCUCCCACUCGGACACCGACCUGGCCCAGUGGCCCGGCAGGCCCAGCAGGUUCGGAUCCGAGGACAUGCGGCGCUACUGGCAGGAGUACCUGGCCCAGGAGCAGGGCGCGGCGGAGGCCGAGACGCCGCCCGCGACCCCGCCGGCCAGCGCCCCGCGCGCCGCGGGCGAGCUCGCCCUCGGCCGGGCGCUGGCCGGCAGGCUCCGCCGGCUGCGCGCGCGGGGCGCGGCGGGGCGCCGCGGCCGCGCGGCGGCGGCGGAGGUCGCGCCCGGCUGGGCCGCCACGCCGUCCUCCGCCAGCGGCGGCACGGACUGCAGCGCCGCGCGGGAGCGCUGCGCCGCGGGGGCGGGCCGGGGCGAGGCGCAGGCCGCGCCCGGCUGGGGCGCCACGCCCUCGGCCUCGAGCGGCGGGGCGUCCGGCGCAGAGGCCUCGGCGGCGCGGACCACCAUCAGCGGCUGCGGGAGCUGCCGAGGGACUGCACGCGGCUGAUGCUGAGGGAAGUGCUGGACACGCAGGGCUUCGCGGGCUGCUACGACUUCAUCUAUCUGCCCCUGGACCUGCGGACGCGCACGGGCUGCGGCCACGCGCUGGUGAACCUCCGGAGCCACGCAGAGGCGCUGCGGGCCCUGGAGCUCUUCGGCGGCUUCGCGUCGUGGGGGGCCGCGGGGGGGGGCCGUGCCUGCGAGGCCACCUGGAGCCAGUACUGCCAGGGCCUCGGCGAGCUGGUGGAGCGCUACAGGAACAGCCCGAUCAUGCACUCGGAGGUCCCCGACAUCUACAAGCCGGCGAUGUUCUGUGGUCAGGCGCAGGUGCCGUUCCCGGCGCCGACGCGGCGCCUGCGGAUGCCCCGGCUCCGGCGGCAGGGCCAGCGGCCCGCCGCCCCGCCGGCCGCGCUGGACGCGCCCGCCGCGGCGGGGGCGGCCAGCGGCAGCGCGGCCGGCCUCGCCCCAGGGCCUCCGACCGUCGCGGCUGCUUCGCAGCCCGCCCCCCGCAGCGCCCAGCUGCAGAGGCAGGCAGCAACGAGAGGCCGCUGCCCGCCCACAGGACCUCCCACAGCAGCGCCUGGGCCAAGGAGCAGGAGCUUCCUGUCCUACCGCAGGCUGUGCCCACGCGGCCAGUGCAGCUCCAGGAGGAGACCGACACCCCCGUUCCGACCGUGGUUACGUAG
Messenger RNA from Prorocentrum cordatum, 1315 nucleotides. The record is from the annotation of a GenBank genome assembly. Lineage: Eukaryota; Dinophyceae; Prorocentrales; Prorocentraceae.